AAGUCACUCGAAGCCGAGAUCGAGCAGUAUCGCAAGCUGUUGGAGGGUGAAGAGAGUCGUGCCGGUCUGCGUAAAGUCUUGCAAUCGAAGGAAAUCGGCGAUAUCAUCGAUCCUGUAAUAUCAGACCAGUUCUAUGGAUUUGGCAAAGUGUCCGCACCCGAUUUUGGCGAAAAGCCUCGCGCUUUUUUGAUCGAUGCAACAACUACACAUCAAGAGUACACACGUUUAGGUGGCGGUGGUGCAGGCUCAAACGUGUACACGACGACGAGCCUAACGAGAAGUUCAGCUGGUUCAAUGGGAGGCGGUGGCGUAUCGCUGCUGAGCGCAACUGCGCAAUCAAUGUCUUCUUCGGCAGCAGCAGCCACGACGACCACGACCACGACCACCGCUAAAUCAACUUCUGUCAUAAAGAGUCAAGCAGGUCAGAGCUGUGAAACACGGCACUUUUUUACUUUGGGGGGUGGAGGGGGGGUGGAGGUCGCACGCGAGCAAGCUCGCGUACAAUGA
Molecule: messenger RNA, 507 nt
Organism: Anisakis simplex (herring worm)
Lineage: Eukaryota; Metazoa; Nematoda; Chromadorea; Rhabditida; Anisakidae
Source: the annotation of a GenBank genome assembly